AAGGAACAGCAAGGCGCCGAGGACAUCCGCAGUCAGGGAGCUGGCCGGCAUCGGGCGUGACGCCGAUGGCGGAGACUCGAGAGAAUUUACGGUCACCUUCUUCUUCUUCUUCGAGUUCAAGUGAACUUUCUGUGAAGUUUGAGCGCGGAAUUGGUGGUGUAAGUAGCAGCGAAGGUAAAGAAGUGGAUAGCGGUGAGACGAGUACGAGUGCCGUUACCGUAAAUAAUGGACAUGCAGAGUCUUCAGGAAAUUCUGGGAAAAGUGUUCCUAAGAUAAAGACUCCGCAGAUGGAGUUGUUAAGCGCUGAGAAACAUCAGCAAGUUUCAAGUCCGCUUAAGUUGGAAAGAGCAAAAACUGAGAGUCACAGACCCCGUAGUGUACUUGCUCAACAGGCAGCCCAAAUUUUUGACAGCAAGAUUUCUGUCGAGCAGAAGAUUAAAUUGUUGAACAGAAUAGCUACUGUGAAAGAUGAUGGAACUGUAGAAUUCGAAGUUCCUGGAGAUGUUGAACCCCAUGAUCUUGGUGCUGCAUCUGAAAAUUUAUGUAGUGAAGUUGUUAAUGAUGAGCCCCUUGAUUCGCAAGACCAUCUAUACAUACCACCAUUGCAAAUAGUAAUGCUAAUUGUAGGCACUCGUGGUGAUGUACAACCAUUUAUUGCGAUUGGCAAACGUCUGCAGGACUAUGGCCAUCGUGUUAGAUUAGCUACUCAUUCAAAUUUCAAAGAUUUUGUCUUGACUGCUGGGUUGGAGUUCUAUCCUUUAGGCGGAGAUCCAAAAGUUCUCGCUGGUUAUAUGGUUAAAAACAAGGGCUUCCUGCCAUCAGGCCCUUCUGAGAUACCCAUUCAACGAAAUCAGAUGAAGGAAAUUAUUAACUCUUUACUUCCAGCUUGCAAAGAGCCUGAUUUAGAUUCUGGUAUUCCCUUUAAGGCAGAUGCAAUCAUUGCUAAUCCCCCAGCAUACGGGCAUACCCAUGUUGCAGAGGCACUGGAAAUACCGAUUCAUAUAUUUUUCACAAUCAUGGACGUAAGUCUUGUUGGGUAAUGGAAUCUAGCUGAUUAA
Molecule: messenger RNA, 1058 nt
Organism: Pistacia vera
Lineage: Eukaryota; Viridiplantae; Streptophyta; Magnoliopsida; Sapindales; Anacardiaceae
Product: sterol 3-beta-glucosyltransferase UGT80A2-like
Exons: 6
Coding region: 66-1040 (324 amino acids)
Biological process (GO): carbohydrate metabolic process
Molecular function (GO): hexosyltransferase activity
Source: RefSeq, a predicted model, not a curated record